Messenger RNA from Setaria italica (foxtail millet), 1518 nucleotides. Its product is annotated as xyloglucan galactosyltransferase KATAMARI1 homolog. Gene Ontology annotation, molecular function: glycosyltransferase activity. The coding region runs from base 1 to 1518 and encodes 505 amino acids. The transcript has a single exon. Lineage: Eukaryota; Viridiplantae; Streptophyta; Magnoliopsida; Poales; Poaceae. The record is from RefSeq and is a predicted model, not a curated record.
AUGGACGCCGUCGACAAGCCCGAUGCCGGCAGCGGCGCCGUGAUCCGGUCACCCCGGAUGUGCCACCUCGUCAUUCUAUCCACCGCAUUCUGGGCCCUGGUGUUGUACUCCUGCAUGCAAGGCAGCGACGGCGGCGUCGCGUCCGUGCUGUUCAAGCCAGCUGCGUUCUCCCUGCCGAAGCUGUCCAGCGUCGUCCCUGUCGACCGGCGCCCUCCAUCCGAGCAGCCACCGGCGUCGGUCGCGCCGGCGGUGAACCGGAGCGUCACGGCGCCGGCCGACGACCGUUGCGCGGGACGGUACAUCUACAUGUACGACCUGCCACCGCGCUUCAACGCCGAUCUCGUCCGCGGCUGCCGGAACCUCUCGCCGUGGAUGGACAUGUGCCCGUACCUGGCCAAUUGCGGCAUGGGCCCGGCGCUGGGCGACGAGGGCGGCGUCUUCCAGGCCCGCGGCUGGUACGCCACCGACCAGUUCACGCUCGAGAUCAUCUCCCACUGCCGGAUGAAGCGCUACGGGUGCCUCACCGGCGACCCCUCCCUCGCCUCCGCGGUUUACGUGCCGUUCUACGCCGCCAUGGACGCCGGGAGGUACUUCUUCAACGCCACCUCGACGCGGGACGCGCUCGCCCUCGACCUCGCCGAGUGGCUGGUGCGGCGCCCGGAGUGGUGCGCCAUGGGCGGCCGUGAUCACUUCAUGGUGGCGGGGCGGACCUCGUGGGAGCUGGAGCGGAAGGCCGACGUGGACGAGGAGUGGGGCACCAAGCUGCUCACCCUCCCGGCCAUCCGGAACAUGACGGCGCUCAUCCUGGAGACCAGCCCGUGGGACCGGGACAAUUUCGGAACAAGCGAGGCUCGGACCUGGAGCAGCCUCGCGAUACCUUACCCGACGUACUUCCACCCGGAGGCGGCCGCCGACGUCGCCGCCUGGCAGGAGAAGGUGCGGAGGGCGGAGCGCCCGUGGCACUUCUCGUUCGCCGGCGCGCCGCGGCCCGGGAGCAAGAAAACGAUCCGCGCGGAGAUCAUCCGGCAGUGCGGCGCGUCGAGCCGCUGCAACCUGUUCGACUGCGGCAGCGGCGCCAGCUGCUACUGGCCGGGCGGCGCCACGCGCGUGUUCGAGAGCUCAGAGUUCUGCCUGCAGCCGCGCGGGGACACCCUGACGCGGCGGUCCACGUUCGACGCCAUCCUGGCCGGCUGCAUCCCGGUGUUCUUCCACCCGGGUUCGGCGUACACGCAGUACAAGCUGCACUUCCCGAGCGACCCCAACAGCUGGUCGGUGCUCAUCAUGCACACCGACGUGACCGGCCGGAACGUCAGCAUCGAGGAGACGCUGAGCAGGAUCUCGCCGGAGGCGGUGAGGGCGAUGCGGGAGGAGGUGAUCAGGCUCAUCCCGAGGGUGGUGUACGCGGACCCGAGGUCGACGCGCCUGGAUUUCAAGGACGCGUUCGAUAUAGCCUUGGAUGCGGUCAUUGAUCGGGUGGCUAAGCGGCGCCGGGGCGCGGUCGUUGGCCGGGUGUCCUGA